UAGUUUACUCACUUGUCAAACACAAAACUUUCUCUCUCUUUCUGUCUCUCUCUCGCUCAUUCCUUAACUCCGCGGCUUAGAUCCGAGGAGUUUGGGAAACCCUAAUUUUCAGAAAACAUACCAAAGCUCUCUUCGGUCGCUCUCUCUUCGCUUUCACCUUCUCACCGAUCAUCGGCAGUCAUGGCAGCUCCAGAAGGAUCACAAUUUGAUACUCGUCAGUAUGAUUCCAAAAUGACUGAGCUACUUGCAACUGAUGGGCAGGAAUUCUUUACAUCAUAUGAUGAAGUUUAUGAUAGUUUUGAUUCUAUGGGUCUGCAAGAGAAUCUUCUGAGGGGCAUUUAUGCUUACGGUUUUGAAAAACCCUCAGCUAUUCAGCAAAGGGGAAUUGUUCCAUUCUGCAAGGGUCUUGAUGUUAUUCAACAGGCUCAGUCUGGAACUGGGAAGACAGCGACUUUCUGUUCUGGUAUUCUUCAACAGCUUGAUUAUGGGUUGACAGAAUGCCAGGCCUUGGUUCUUGCCCCAACUCGAGAGCUUGCUCAACAGAUUGAGAAGGUCAUGAGGGCUCUGGGAGACUAUCUGGGUGUGAGGGUCCAUGCUUGUGUUGGUGGAACCAGUGUUCGUGAAGACCAGCGCAUUCUGUCAAAUGGGGUUCAUGUUGUUGUGGGCACUCCUGGUCGUGUUUUUGACAUGCUAAGGAGACAGUCGCUUCGUCCCGAUAACAUCAAAAUGUUCGUUUUGGAUGAGGCUGAUGAGAUGCUUUCCCGAGGUUUCAAGGAUCAGAUCUAUGAUAUAUUUCAGCUUCUGCCAUCAAAGAUUCAGGUUGGGGUGUUCUCUGCCACAAUGCCACCUGAGGCCCUUGAGAUCACAAGGAAGUUCAUGAACAAACCUGUGAGGAUUCUUGUGAAGCGUGAUGAACUCACCCUGGAGGGUAUCAAGCAAUUUUAUGUCAAUGUUGACAAGGAGGAAUGGAAGCUUGAGACUCUUUGUGAUCUUUAUGAAACUUUGGCCAUUACCCAGAGUGUCAUUUUUGUCAAUACUCGACGCAAGGUUGAUUGGUUGACUGACAAAAUGCGGAGCCGAGACCAUACAGUUUCUGCCACCCAUGGAGACAUGGACCAGAACACCAGAGACAUCAUCAUGCGGGAGUUCCGUUCUGGGUCAUCUCGUGUCUUGAUCACCACUGAUCUUCUGGCUCGUGGUAUUGACGUUCAGCAAGUCUCCCUUGUUAUAAACUAUGACCUGCCUACCCAGCCAGAGAACUACCUACACAGAAUUGGGCGUAGUGGACGAUUUGGCAGGAAGGGUGUUGCCAUCAACUUUGUAACAAAGGAUGAUGAGAGGAUGCUGUUUGACAUCCAGAAGUUCUAUAACGUGCUUGUGGAGGAGCUGCCAUCGAAUGUUGCUGAUCUCCUCUGAUGAGAUUUUGUCCUCUUUAGAAAAUUACCAAGGAAAAGCUGGUUUCUGCUUAGUAGUAAGUGUUGUUUUGUUUGAAGUUUAUUUUCUGUUUUUCGUCGUUCCAGCCGCCACAUCCACCAUUUUGUGUCUUCUCCUAUUAUUAUUAUUAUCUUAUCAUUAUUAUAGGUCUAGUUCUUUUAUAAUUCAUGGUUGUUGGAUGCUAUUUUAAGUGGUACAAGUACACUUGCAAUGUGAAAACCAUCAUUGCCUUGAUCGGUUGUGGUAGCAACUGUUGUUUCAUAACAUAUCUUCUAGCUACUAAUAUGUAUGUAUUUUUUGAGUUGAACUUUGGUUUUUUUGAUGUUUUAAUUUUGGUUUUGAUGGCUGUUGUGAUUCGAUGAUUGUAAUGGAUGGUCAAACGCCAGUUUUGUAGAA
Molecule: messenger RNA, 1830 nt
Organism: Prunus mume (Japanese apricot)
Lineage: Eukaryota; Viridiplantae; Streptophyta; Magnoliopsida; Rosales; Rosaceae
Product: eukaryotic initiation factor 4A-11-like
Molecular function (GO): nucleic acid binding; RNA helicase activity; ATP binding
Source: RefSeq, a predicted model, not a curated record